AUGUGCUGGUCGGACUGUGGCUCGAACUUUGUUGGAGCACAGGAAUACUUGAGGGAGGUGAUGCAAGGCUGGGACAUUCCCAAGAUACAAAGCACCGUUUCAGAGGAAUUUGCCUGCAAUUUCGAGUGGCAGUGGGACACCCCACGUGCAAGUCAUCAAAACAGAAUUGUCGAGUCGCUAAUCAAGUCCGUCAGACAAGCCCUCAACAGUGUGUGUAAGAACCAGGCGCUUACUGAAGAACAGUGGAGGACAUUCCUGGUUGAAACUACCUACAUGAUCAACAGCCGGCCCCUCUACCCAAGUUCCGAGGACGUCUGGGAAGAACCACCAAUUACGCUGAACGACAUCCUGAUCAGAUAA
Orbicella faveolata is the source of this 360-nucleotide messenger RNA. RefSeq lists its product as uncharacterized. The record is from RefSeq and is a predicted model, not a curated record. NCBI's taxonomy places the organism in Eukaryota, Metazoa, Cnidaria, Anthozoa, Scleractinia, Merulinidae.